Molecule: messenger RNA, 4649 nt
Organism: Colossoma macropomum (tambaqui)
Lineage: Eukaryota; Metazoa; Chordata; Actinopteri; Characiformes; Serrasalmidae
Product: phosphatidate phosphatase LPIN1
Biological process (GO): triglyceride biosynthetic process; cellular response to insulin stimulus; positive regulation of transcription by RNA polymerase II
Cellular component (GO): nucleus; mitochondrial outer membrane
Molecular function (GO): transcription coactivator activity; phosphatidate phosphatase activity
Source: RefSeq, a predicted model, not a curated record
ACUGCGUGUUGCUGGACGGGGAGAUUGUUGUCGCUGUCGUAGGAGGACAUCAUGGUCCUGACUGUGAAUCAGAUGCUUGAGAAGUCAGCAGUUCUGUCAGAGGAGACACGCCGAGACCCAGAGCCUCUCCGGUUACCGCAUACACGGCCAGGUUACUGUGGAGUAUCUAGCAGACAAAUGGAAUAGAGAGGAUUUGGCAACGCGUCUUGAACCAGUGACCACAAAACAACAACAAGUCCAGCCUCAGCCGCCGCAGGCUGAGUGUGAAUCUCUGUUGUUUAUGAUGGAGGAGAGUGAGAAUGAGCAUGAGAGGCGGAUGGUGACCUCGCUCGAGUGCCCGGAGGACUUCCAGAACGACCCACAUGCCAUUGACUCCAGCUGGUCCUGGAGUCAGACCAUGAACUACGUGGGGCAGCUGGCGGGGCAGGUGUUCGUGCAGGUGAAGGAGCUGUAUCGGGGACUGAACCCAGCCACGCUCUCAGGCUGUAUCGACAUAAUCGUGGUGCGGCAGCCGGACGGCUCUCUGCAAUGCUCCCCUUUCCACGUCCGAUUCGGCAAGAUGGGCGUGCUGCGCUCCCGGGAGAAAGUGGUGGACAUAGAGGUGAAUGGAGAGCCUGUAAAUUUGCACAUGAAGCUGGGAGAGAAUGGAGAGGCCUUCUUCGUCACGCAGACGGAGAACGAUCAGGAAGUGGUGCCGUCGUACCUGGCCACCUCCCCCAUACUUUCAGAUGGAGCGGUGUUGAUGAGCUCCUCCGUCCAGAGCCUGGGGCCGUCGCUGUCCGGCACUGAAAGCAGUGCAGUGAAAAAGAGGAGGAAAAGAAGGAGGAAGUCUAAGGUGGACAGCAUGAAGAGAGAGCCCAGCGCGGAGUACUCUGAGGAUGAAGACGUCUUCACCAUCGACAUCGGCUCUAAUGGAGGGACUGACUACCCUGCUGACCGCAACAGGGACGUGAUCAAUGACGACUUCUCCAGCGUCUCUUCUAAGCAGAAUGUUUAUGCCCGCUCUGAUGGAGACUGGACUCCUAUGCACAGUCCUAAUGUCUCUCGCCCCUGUUCACCUAAGAGUGACUCUGAGCUGGUCACUAAAGCCGGUGAAGAGAAGCAGCAGAACCCGGCCAUGCUCUGGGCUUGGGGAGAGCUGCCCCAGCCGUCCUUCCUGCCGGCGAAGCCGGAUUCCCCGGCUGUGUGUCCCGUCUCCAUUCCCGUUUCCCACAACACACACUUCAAAGUCAUCCCCGAUGCCUCGGCCGCCAACGAACACAGCCGUGGCGACAACACAACGUCCCUACGCCUGUUCAUCCCCACGCCGACCACAGCCGAGGGGACAGGCUCGGAACACGGAAAGUCAGAACCAAUGAGGAUGGACUCGCAUCACAGAGGGGGUGGGGCCGAGAACAUCAGAGCAGGGACUGAGCCUGUGGGAGUGCAGAACGGGGUUCACGGACAGCAUCCAGCGCCACCGAGAACGGACUCAGAGAUAACGGCGAUGUUAGCGGCACGUUUGGUGUCAGAAGUUGAGGAGGGAGCUGUAGCAGCUGUGGGAGCCCACCAGCAGAGCAAAACUGAUUCACCAUCCAAAAGAAAAGAUAAGAGAAGCCGGCAUCUUGGUUCUGAUGGAGUUUACCUGGAUGACAUAACAGAGCUGGAUCCAGAAGUAGCUGCUCUGUACUUCCCCAAAAGUGAAAGCAGCGGCGCAGGGCGUGUCUGCUGUGAAAACACUGUGCGCAGUGUGAGCAUGUCUCCUCAGUUUGUGGGCAGCUCAGGAGCAGACAGCGGAGUGGACAGUUACUCAGAGCAAACCACUGAUCUGCCCUCCAUCGCCCUCUCUCUGUGUGGAGGACUCACUGACAGCAGGGAGAUCACUAAAGAGCACUUUCAGGAGAAGGCUGUUUCUUACAGUCAGUUUGCUGCGAACCCCGCUCUCAUAGACGACCCCAACCUGGUGGUGAAAAUCGGCUCCAAGUAUUACAACUGGAGCACUGCUGCACCAAUCCUGCUGUCCAUGCAAGUCUUUCAGAAGCCACUGCCAAAGGCCACCAUUGAGAGCAUCAUGAAGGAGAAGAUGCCGAGGAAAGGAGGGCGCUGGUGGUUCUCGUGGAGAGGGAGAGGGAGCAGCUCCAAAACGGAUUCUGUCUCUGUGAAUGGAGCUGCUGGAGGAGCAGAGCAUGCUGGGAAGCAUGCUACCAUCAGCAGGCGGAAAGACGAAUCCUCCUCCAGUGAUGAAGAUCACCUAUCAACCAAACAGACAACCAGCAGCUCCACCCAAUCAGAAAGCCUUCUUUCUCAAGGGGGCGUGUCUUACAGGAAGACCCUCCGCCUGACAUCUGAACAGCUGGCCAGUCUGCAGUUGAAGGAGGGUCCCAAUGACGUGGUCUUCAGUGUCACUACUCAGUAUCAGGGCACGUGUCGCUGUGAGGGAACCAUCUACCUGUGGAACUGGGACGACAAGAUCAUCAUCUCAGACAUUGACGGCACAAUCACCAGAUCUGACACUUUGGGACACAUUCUGCCCACUCUGGGUAAAGACUGGACCCACCAAGGAAUCGCCCGCCUGUUCCACAAAGUCAGCCAGAACGGCUAUAAGUUUAUGUACUGUUCAGCGCGGGCUAUAGGCAUGGCUGGUAUGACCAGAGGCUACCUGCACUGGGUGAAUGAGAGCGGCACCAUGCUGCCUCAGGGACCCGUAUUACUCAGCCCCAGCAGCCUGUUCUCCGCACUGCACCGGGAGGUGAUUGAGAAGAAGCCUGAGAAGUUUAAGGUGGAAUGUCUGACCGACAUUAAGAACCUCUUCUCUCCAAACACACAGCCCUUCUAUGCUGCCUUUGGUAACAGAGCCACCGAUGUGUACUCGUAUAAGGAGGUUGGCGUUCCUCUGAACCGAAUCUUUACUGUCAACCCAAAAGGGGAACUGGUACAAGAGCACGCCAAAACCAACGUGUCCUCGUAUGUGCGUCUGGGCGAGGUGGUGGAUCACGUGUUCCCCCUUCUGAAGAGAGCCAGCUCCUCAGACUUCCCCUGCAGCGACACCUACAGCCACUUCACCUUCUGGAGAGAGCAGCUCCCUCUAGUGGACAGCCAGGAGUGUGCAGGCAAAACCAGCAGCUGAAGCUGCCGCACUGAGAGUGGCCACUGCAGACACACACACACACACAGGGUAUUUCACAAAGCAGGACAUCUCAGUUAACCACAUAACAAAAGUCUGGUUCCUUUUUUUGUUUUCUUAAUGUAAAUCUAAAAAAAACUAUACUGGGAUUCGCUGCGCUAUGUUGGAGCCAAGCUAGCGAGAGUGUAUAUUCACAGAGUGCGCAGGUUUUUUAUUGUUAUUGAAAUAACAGAAAAGUUAACAUUUGAACCAUAAAAUAACCCCUUAUAACCUCUUAUUUCAUUUUAAUUUUUAUUUUAUAAUUAGUUAUUAUUUUUUUAAAACAUUAACAGCCAAAAUAAGAACAGGCUUCUUUUUUUUCGUUUUUUAUUGCUGAAAUGAAAUUAAAAAAUAGUGAAUAUCGGAAGGUGCAAGGAAAGACAAAGCUAAACUAAAUGGAGAAAUGCUGUUUAGUGAAAUGAUCUUCUGAACAAAUACAUGACAAACCGUUUUAGCUUUUAAUUCAAAGUUCCUUGACGUCAGAAACGUCACUUUUUUAACAAUACAAUCUUCUAACAUGUGAGAAUAAAAAUCUUACAUUUAUUUUUCUUUUCAAAUUUUAUGAUUUUACUAUCAGUGGUAAAAUUUUUAAUAAGAAACCUAUUUUUCAGCAUAAAUUGCUGAAAAUAAAUGAAAAAGAUGAUUCGCUUUAAGCUGUUUUUAACCUACACACAUGCAGACACACACAGAGCUGCAUGUCUUAAAGCCCCAGCGAACCUAAAUCCACGUUUUCCUUCUCAGUAGGUUAAUCUUGCUUUUGUGAGCACGCAGUAUACAUGCACACAAGGUCUCCUGUGAAUAACUCUUCAGUGUCCCAAUAAACGACCGAUGCAUUUUGCCAGCAUUCUCCUCUAUCAGUAUAGAAUGGGUGGUCCUAAUCUUAGGUAGUGUGUACAAAACAGUAUCCUCACCAAUCACUGGGGCUGAUGUGGGUUGCUUAACAAAACGCUGUUUAAGUUACCAUAAGGAAGCUGAAAACUAGCCUAGCAGGCACAGCCAAGCAAGCAAGAACUUCUAUUCAACCAUUUGUCCAGUCAGCUGGCCAAGCCAGCAUUCUGUUUUUAGUGAGUGGACACAGUAGAGUCCAACACCACCUAUAUAUGUAGAGACGGUUUCACUCAUUUCCCCCACUUCAGCUACACUAUUGUGUUUAGUUCUGCUUCAGCAGCAUAGCAGGACUGAGGGCUGUCAGUCACGCUCAUUAGAAUAUUAGGCCACGCCCAGUCAGUUCUCAAGCAGGUCUGAUCAGCAUUUUUUUAAACCGUGUUUUAUUAUAUUUGUCUCAAUUUUAGGAUCAUACCAACAUUUUUAAUCAUUUACAGUGUUCACUGGGACUUUAAGUGAUACAGUAAUCUGGCGUAUACACUGACCAGCCACUUCAUACAGACUGUAGUCCAUCUGUUUCUCUGCUUACUUUGUUCUCCUUGUUCCUCAAUGGUCAGAACGCCCACAGGACCCCCACAGAGCAGGUAUUAUUUGGCUGGUAGGUCAUUCUCAGCGACACUGA